GGGGCGCCUGAGCUCCCUCUCCCCGCCUUGCCUCUCUGGCGCUCUCCGGCUCGGCCCCUCUCCUAGCGGUUCCGCCGGGCGGCGUACGCAGGAGACAGGGAGGAAGCGAGCUGAACCACCUCUGCCCCUGGGAUUGGGGGGUCAGAGUCGCCGAAAUUGGGGGACCCCCGAGCGCGCCAGCCGAGCGUCUUCCAGCGAAGCCUCGCGAGUGGGGCGGUGGAAGGCAGCUGUCCGCCUGUUACCGCCGGGCCCGUGGGUCUCGCAGCAGUCGCUCUGGGGCUUUGGAGGAGGGUUGCAGCUGGGCGGGGGCGGCGGGACUUCAGGCCCGGUGGCCGGGUCCCGCCGGUUCGCCUGCCCUCUCCUUUCUCUGCUUUCCGGGGCAUUUCCAGGAAGCCCCCGUCCGGCUGUAUGGGUUUUCCCGUCGGCCACUGCCUCCUUGCUUUCCCUUCUGAGAAACGCCCAGGACUUCUUGGUAUUAAGGUAGCUGCGGGGACCAAGCGAAAACGUUUGGACAUGUCUCGUCUUCAUAGGUCUCAUUUUCCCAUAAAGUCCAAAAUGAGUUUGGAUUAGAGGAAAGGCUUUUCAGUGGAAUUUUUGGGAUUUCCAAAUUAGGUAGUGUGGGGUUCACGUUCCUCCUGACACUUGUGAAAGUUGCUCGCUGAAUUACAACUCAGAAAACUGGGGUUCAGCCAGUCCAUGUGACCUUAGGCGAGUCAUACUACUGUGUGGGCCAUAAUGUUUUAAGCCACACCUCGGGUGGCAGCUUGAUUUCAGUAUCUAAAGGGCCCGAUCUCUUUCACCCUGACAUUUGGUUACUUGGUACCUGGGGUCAGGCUCCUAAUUGGCAGGUAAAAAGUUCUCUCUGAGACGCUCCGGGUGGCCCCAGCUAUGCACACAGAGAGCUUUGUGAAGCCGAGGCCAAAAGAGCAUGUGAGUGGCUUCGAGCAACAGGAUUCCCUCAGUAUGUGCAGCUUUUUGAAGAAGGUUCGUUUCCCCUGGAUAUUGGCUCUGUGAAGAAAAACCACGGUUUUCUGGACGAGGACUCUUUGGGGGCCCUGUGUAGGAGGCUGAUGACCUUGAACAAUUGUGCCUCGAUGAAACUGGAGGUUCAUUUUCAAAGCAAACAGUGCCUUUCCCAGAAUGAAGACUCAGAAGAGGAAGAGCAGUGUACCAUCAGUAGCCACUGGGCCUCCCAGCAGGAAAGUAAGUGCUGGUCUCCCAUGGGGUCCUCUGAUCUGUUGGCCCCACCGAGCCCUGGCCUGCCAGUGACCUCAAGCUGUGAGAGCGUUCUCACCGAGCUUAGUGCCACCUCUCUGCCAGUCAUCACCGUGAGCCUACCACCCGAGCCAGUAGACUUGCCCUUGCCAGGCUGUGCCCCCAGCUUGAGUGACCGGCCCUUCCUCAGCCCCACCCGGGGCCAGGAGGGUCCCCAGGACAAAGCCAAGAAGCGCCAUCGUAACCGUAGCUUCCUCAAGCACCUGGAGUCUCUGAGGCGGAAGGAAAAGAGUGGCAGCCAGCAAGCAGAGCCCGAACGUUGUCCAGACGCCUCAGAGAAGGUCUCCAAAGCCUCAUCUUUCCGCAGUUGUCGUGGCUUCCUCUCAGCCGGAUUUUACAGGGCCAAGAACUGGGCCGCCACCUCAGCCGGUGGCAGUGGUGCCAACACUCGGAAGGCCUGGGAGGCUUGGCCUGUGGCCUUGUUCCGGCAUCCUCAGCGGAUACACCGGGGUGAUUGCCUGGUGCAUGUGCCUGGGGACCACAAACCAGGCACAUUCCCUCGCUCCCUGUCCAUUGAGAGCCUGUGUCCUGAGGACGGACACCGCCUGGCAGACUGGCAGUCAGGUAGGCGGUGGGGCUGUGAGGGGCGCCGGGGCUCCUGUGGCUCAACGGGCAGCCAUGCCAGCACGUAUGACAACUUACCUGAGCUGUACCCAGCUGAGCCUGUAAUGGUUGGGGUCGAGGCUGAAGAUGAAGAUGAUGAGGAGAGUGGGGGCAGCUAUGCUCACCUAGACGACAUCCUCCAGCACGUGUGGGGGCUACAGCAACGAGUAGAGCUGUGGUCUCGGGCCAUGUACUCAGACCUGGGGCCUGGAGAUGAGGAAGAGGAGGAGGCCACUUCAUCAGUACAAAUAGCCACAGUUGAGGUCAAAUGCCAAGCUGAGGCUCUCAGCCAGAUGGAGGUUCUGGCCCAUGGAGAGUCCCCAGCCUGGGCCCAGGCUGAAGUCCAGCCAGCAGUCCUGGCUCCGGCUCAGGCUCCAGCUGAGGCUGAGCCACUGGCACAGGAAGAGACUGAGGCCCCGGCCCCGGCUCCGGCCCCAGCCCAGGACAGUGAGCAGGAGGCACAUUCAGGCGGGGAACCCACCUUUGCCUCUAGCCUGUCUGUGGAAGAAGGACACUCCAUUUCUGAUACUGUGGCCUCCUCCAGUGAACUUGAUAGUAGUGGGAACUCCAUGAAUGAGGCUGAGGCUGCAGGGCCCCUGGCUGGACUCCAGGCAUCAAUGCCCCGUGAACGGCGCGAUUCAGGUGUUGGGGCCUCACUUACCAGACCCUGCAGGAAGCUCCGUUGGCAUAGCUUCCAGAACUCCCAUCGGCCCAGCCUCAACUCAGAGUCGCUGGAGAUCAACCGGCAGUUUGCAGGCCAGAUCAACCUCCUGCACAAGGGCUCACUGCUGCGGCUUACUGCCUUCAUGGAGAAGUACACUGUGCCCCACAAACAGGGCUGGGUCUGGUCAAUGCCCAAGUUCAUGAGGAGAAACAAGACCCCAGACUACCGGGGACAGCACGUAUUUGGGGUGCCACCCCUCAUCCAUGUGCAGCGCACGGGCCAGCCACUGCCACAGAGCAUUCAGCAAGCCAUGCGCUACUUGCGUAGCCAGUGCCUGGACCAAGUAGGCAUCUUCCGCAAGUCUGGGGUCAAGUCCAGGAUCCAGAACCUGCGCCAAAUGAAUGAGACCUCGCCUGACAACGUCUGCUAUGAGGGCCAGUCAGCCUACGACGUGGCUGACCUGCUAAAGCAGUAUUUCCGGGACCUGCCUGAGCCCAUCUUCACCAGCAAGCUCACCACCACUUUCCUCCAGAUCUACCAGCUUCUCCCCAAGGAUCAGUGGUUGGCAGCAGCACAAGCCGCCACCUUGCUGCUCCCCGAUGAGAACCGAGAGGUGCUACAGACUCUGCUCUACUUCUUAAGUGACAUUGCCUCUGCCGAGGAAAACCAGAUGACAGCAGGCAACCUGGCAGUGUGCCUGGCGCCCUCCAUCUUCCACCUCAAUGUCUCUAAGAAGGAGAGCCCCUCUCCCAGGAUCAAGAACAAACGCAGCCUCGUUGGUAGGCCAGGCCCUAGGGACCUGAGUGACAACAUGGCAGCCACCCAGGGCCUGUCGCACAUGAUCAGUGACUGCAAGAAACUUUUCCAGGUGCCCCAGGACAUGGUGUUACAGCUGUGCAGCUCCUACAGUGCAGCUGAGCUCAGCCCUCCCGGCCCAGCCCUGGCUGAGCUGCGUCAGGCCCAAGCUGCAGGGGUAAGCCUGAGCCUCUACAUGGAGGAGAGCAUCCAGGACCUGCUGCGUGAUGCUGCUGAGCGCUUCAAGGGCUGGAUGAGCGUGCCAGGGCCCCAGCACACGGAGCUGGCUUGCAGGAAGGCACCGGACGGGCACCCCCUGCGGCUGUGGAAGGCGUCCACAGAGGUGGCAGCCCCCCCAGCUGUGGUGCUGCAUCGUGUUCUCCGGGAGCGGGCCCUCUGGGAUGAGGAUCUGCUGCGGGCCCAGGUGCUGGAAGCCCUGAUGCCGGGUGUGGAGCUGUACCACUAUGUCACCGACAGCAUGGCACCCCAUCCCUGCCGCGACUUUGUGGUGCUUCGGAUGUGGCGCUCUGACCUGCCUCGUGGGGGUUGCCUGCUUGUCUCCCAGUCCCUGGAUCCUGAGCAACCUGUGCCAGAGUCGGGUGUGCGGGCCCUCAUGCUCACGUCCCAGUACCUCAUGGAGCCUUGUGGCUUGGGCCGCUCUCGGCUCACACACAUCUGCCGAGCUGACCUCAGGGGCCGUUCUCCUGAUUGGUACAACAAAGUCUUUGGGCACCUGUGUGCCAUGGAAGUGGCAAAGAUCCGGGACUCCUUCCCCACCCUGCAGGCAGUGGGCCCUGAGACAAAACUGUGAGCCUUGGGCUGGUCCCAGGGUGGCACCACUCAGGCCCCCUGGGCACCAAAGGAGUGAGGGGGAAUAAGAGCAGAGCAGCCCCCUGGGUGCUGCUGUCAGGAGCAGAGCCAGGCCCAGGUGGCUCCAGCUGCCUGUCCUGUCCCCUUUCCUAAAGCUCCUCUGCACGUAGAGGGGAGAAAAAGAGAAUUUAGGCAACUCUACUCCCCCUUCACCCCCAACCCUGUAUUCUACUCUCCCGAAAAGAGAAGAGAAUCACAUGAGUAGCAAGACUACUGCCGCCAGCCACCUGCCUGUGAGGCCGCCACUUGGCCUGAAGCCUCCACAGCUCCCCACCUGCAGGGGCAAAGAGGUCGACAACAGUGUGUGAUCCCAGCUCUCUGCCAGACUGAGAGGGCAAGCCGUCUUGUUUCCUGCAAGGGUGCUUUUGAGAUUGGACAGGAGGUUCUGGUCCUGCCUUUGGGGCCAACACUGGCCCUGAAGUGUCUUUUUCAGAGGAAUUGGACUGGAGUGAAUGGGCACAGGGGUGGAGCGCAGGGCAACCCCAAUCACCAUGAGCUGUUUCAUUUGUGUAAAUAUGAUGCUGAAUUUUAAGAGGCUGAGUUAAGAGUGGGCACUGACAGGCCCCUAAUAAGCGACAUGACGAUUUGGCAUAGAUUGGGAUGUGAGGGUGGAGAAGCUUCCUUUCUCAAGUCUCAAGACGCCAAUGAAACCGGUUUUCCCUGACUUGGGUUUCACACUUUAUCUGCCACCCCAUGGGGUCCUGUGUAGCCUUUGUCCACACACUGCCACUGCCCAGGCCAAGCAAAAGCAGAGUGUGGUUAAGAGACAAGGGUCUAUGUCAUCGUCCCUUUUGCUUAUGGUAGUGGGCUAACAUAACAGCCCCUUUCUCAAGCAGAGACCUGGCCCCUGGGCCAGACAGAUGGAAGGGCCUAUCUUAGCCAGCUGGAGCUUAAGCCAAACCUCUUCUGUCCCACUGGCCAGCCAUCUUUGCUCACAUGGAAAUUCAAAUGCCAUUCAAAGGCCACUGGUGCUUUAUUUUUCUAUCUGCUGAGUAAACUGAAAUGAGAUGGGUCCCAACCACCACUGUAAUUUUCAAGCCUAUUUUAUUUGUACCUGUAAAUACUGUACAGUUUAUAUAUAUGUGUGUGUGUAUAUAUGUGUUUAUAUAGAUACACACACACGUGUAUAUAUAUACACAUAUAUAUAUACACACACACACGCAUUUGCACAGACACACAUAUAUAUCAAUUCUCAUGAGUGUAUUAUAAUCUCUGGUGGGGGCAAGGGUCUGGAAGGCCUGAGGGGCAUUUCAGAUGAGAAUGGAGAGGUAGAGAGCCAGGUGCAGCAGGAUCCCUCAGAUCAAUAAAGCAUUACCAGAGAUGCACUUUAA
This is a messenger RNA of Chlorocebus sabaeus (green monkey), 5538 nucleotides long. It is a transcript of the gene STARD8, whose product is annotated as StAR related lipid transfer domain containing 8. NCBI's taxonomy places the organism in Eukaryota, Metazoa, Chordata, Mammalia, Primates, Cercopithecidae. Gene Ontology annotation, biological process: actin cytoskeleton organization; regulation of Rho protein signal transduction; signal transduction. Gene Ontology annotation, molecular function: GTPase activator activity; lipid binding. The record is from RefSeq and is a predicted model, not a curated record.